CAGCUAUAUAAUACCAACUUCACACUGCAGGAUAUCAAGAGCUGUUCUCACCACCACACCGUCAACAUGCGUCGCGCCAUUACUGGUUUCUGCCUAGUGCUGCUGGUGGCCUCCAGCGUCGCCAUGUAUGGUACCCGUAGAGGAGGAUCUAGUGCUGGAGAAUAUAGCGGCAGCUCCUCUGGUGGUAACAAUGGUGGAUUUAGCGGCAGCUCCUCUGGUGGAAACAAUGGUGGUUAUAGCGGCGGCUCCUCUGGUGGUAGCGGCUCCACGGGUGGUGGCUCUGGCAACUCUGGUGGUUCUUAUGGCUACUAUGGAAAAUAAACAAGUAGCCAGUAACUUUUUUGGAUCAAACCUCAAAAUAUUCAACACCACGACAGCCUCCCAUUCUCGGCCAACUAUUUUAGACGUUAAAAUAUAAUGUCAGUAAAAUUAUCUUCAGUAGAAAGUUGUAAAGAAAUUUGUGUAAUUGUUAUUUCAAUAAAAUUCUAUUUUAU
Messenger RNA from Homarus americanus (American lobster), 494 nucleotides. Its product is annotated as keratin, type II cytoskeletal 1-like. The transcript is spliced from 2 exons. NCBI's taxonomy places the organism in Eukaryota, Metazoa, Arthropoda, Malacostraca, Decapoda, Nephropidae. Bases 67 to 321 code for a protein of 84 amino acids. The record is from RefSeq and is a predicted model, not a curated record.